Molecule: messenger RNA, 936 nt
Organism: Lodderomyces jiufengensis
Lineage: Eukaryota; Fungi; Ascomycota; Pichiomycetes; Serinales; Debaryomycetaceae
Gene: SSO2
Product: syntaxin
Exons: 1
Coding region: 1-936 (311 amino acids)
Biological process (GO): intracellular protein transport; vesicle fusion; exocytosis
Cellular component (GO): endomembrane system; plasma membrane; SNARE complex
Molecular function (GO): SNAP receptor activity; SNARE binding
Source: RefSeq, a predicted model, not a curated record
AUGAGUAAUCCAUAUCAAAAUCAAACAUAUCAAAACCAAAAUUCAUAUGAAAUGAAUAAUAUUGGAAAUAAUGGUAAUUAUAAUCAAUAUAAUAAUAGUAGUACUAGUAAUUAUGCCACCAAUUCAAAACAAUAUGAUCAAGAUGAUUUUGUUUCAUUUAUGAAUGAAAUUCAAGAAAUUAAUUCUCAAUUAGAUAAUUAUUCAAAUAUUAUAAAUUUAAUUGAUAAUAAACAAAAGUCAUUUUUAUAUAAUAUAGAUUUAAAUGAUGAAGAUACUGAAUAUAAUUUUCAACAAAUUGAUACAUUAGUUGGAGAAGCUCAAUCAUUACAAUUAGAUUUAAAAGCAAGAAUUAAAAAUGUUCAAAUACAAGCUAUACAUUCAAAAGAUCAAACAAAAAUUGAUCAAUCAGAAACUUGUAGAAAAAGAUUUUUAGAUUUAAUUCAAGAUUAUAGAUUAAUUGAAGCAAAAAAUAAAGAAAAUUCAAAAGAUCAAGCUGCAAGACAAUAUCAAAUUAUAAAACCAGAUGCAACACAAGAAGAAAUUAGAAUGGUUAUUGAAGAUGGUGGAGAUUCUCAACAAUUUUUUCAACAAGCUUUAAUGCAAAGUAAUCGUAGAGGUGAAGCAAGAUCAGUAUUAAAUGAAGUUCAAAUAAGACAUAGAGAAUUAUUGAAAUUAGAAAAAACAAUGGCUGAAUUAACUCAAUUAUUUCAUGAUAUGGAAGAAUUAGUUAUUGAACAAGAUCAACCAAUACAACAAAUUGAAGAACAAGUUGGUACUGCACAACAUGAUAUUGAACAAGGGGUUGGACAUACAAAUAAAGCUGUUAAAUCUGCAAGAUCUGCAAGAAAAAAAAAAAUUUGGUGUAUGGUUAUUGUUAUUAUUAUUAUUAUUAUAUUAGCUGUUAUUUUAGGUUCUUAUUUUGGUACUAAAAAAUAA